Molecule: messenger RNA, 177 nt
Organism: Parastagonospora nodorum SN15
Lineage: Eukaryota; Fungi; Ascomycota; Dothideomycetes; Pleosporales; Phaeosphaeriaceae
Exons: 3
Coding region: 1-177 (58 amino acids)
Source: RefSeq, a predicted model, not a curated record
AUGGUUGAAGUUGUCGAGUUUGAGCUGUUAGAUGCUGGUGGGCUGACAAACAAGCCAUUGCGUGCUAGGAAGAGGGCGUGGUUUGUACGUUUCGCCAGCGCGGAAGUGCUUUACGCAAGAUUCGACCAAUUGAGCUCCUUAGUCGUUCUCUCGCGUUUGUUCUCCGCGCAGAUUUGA